CUUUCGCUCCCUCUUCCGAGGCACGCUCGCACUGCUGCAGCACGACACUGUGCGAGACUCAUCAGUAUUGAGACUGACGCGGCGUGGGCCACAUUCAAAGCGUUCCGCUUCACCUGCGCGUGCAGGUAUAUAUACAUAUGUAAAUAUACUGUGCCCCGUGAGUAGUGUGCGUAUGUUUGCACGUGUGAAACAUAACACAUCAGCAGCUGUGAGCAGUUCGUUCUUUGUAGCAGCGUAUCGUUGGGAUUACUCGCGAGUGAAGUGUAUGCCGAAAAAAGAGAAGUAAGUAACGAGGAGGUUUCGCUGCAGUACACCGAAGCAAAGCGAUAUCUUCUCUCCUUCUCCGUCGUUUCCGCUUCUCUCCGCAACGCAGCAGUGUGUACACAGGGCCGCUCUCGCCAAAGACGGAAAUACCUAUAUACAGCGAAGCGAGCGAGGAAGAGAGGGUUACAUAAAAAGAAGAAUCGACGAGUGUGUGUGUGUGUGUGUGUGGGAGAGGAGAGGACGACGGCAAAGGGCCAGAGCGCGUAUAUGUAAAACACGUAGGGCACGAAUUCUCCUGGUGCCGCUAUACCUGCCGAUAUAGGUAUAUAAUAUAUAUAUAUAUAUAUAUAUACAUAUAUACGCAGGAGAGAGACAGGUAUUACGAAAGAUCGUCGUAAUAGCGGCAGCGAGGCGCUAAAGGUGCGGCCACAUCGUGCAUCGUGCAGGCGCACUCAUGAAGAAGCUUCCAGCUCUUUGUGCGCGUUCGUCGAUGAGCAGAGCGGAAGAAGCAGAAGAAGAAGCAGGGGACGGUAAUACGUCGGCUACCGCUUUAAAGGGAUUUUCACGUGCAGCAGCUGUGUGCUCGUCUGCUAGUGCAUAACGCGCACACACGUAAGCGAAUCGAACGAGCAGUGUGUUUUAUAUAUAGGUGAUACGUACGUAUAUGUGCGCGUGCGGAAAAUAGUGCCGAGGGAGAAAGAGAGAGAGAGAGAGAGAGAGAGAGAGAGAGAGAGAGAGAGAGAGGAGUUCGAUAAACCCAAUGUGCAGGCAGCAGCAGGCGCGCGCACGCACGCAGUGCGCACCUUAGACGAGGACUGUGUGUCGUGAAUACGUAUGGCCGUGAUAGUGUCCAGCUGUAUAACUAUAUACGACGAGCUACAUCGUCAGAAGUGAGAGUGAGAGAGAGAGGGGCAGACAGUCGCGUGUUGUUUUUGUUGUGCUCUCUCUCUCUCGCUCACUAGCGCUCUAUCGGGAGUCGUUUAAAUCGCCAGAGGCGUGCGCGCCUCGGACGUCGUCGUCGUAGCAGCGCAGCAGCAGCAGGCUCAGCUGUAACUGUAUUAUACACAAUCUCCAAGGCAAGAGAGCGAGAGAGAGAGAGAGAGAGACGGGACGGGCGACGUCUCGCAGCAGCAGCAGCACAGCAGCAGCAGUGUGGAGUGAGCCGAGGAGAAGAAAAAUGGAGGAGUAUAGGCAAGGGCCACCAGCCUACAAGCGCCAGAGACUCGGCGAUCCCCUACAGGCUUCGGCCAACUUUCUGGUACUCUAGAGCGUUGGAGAGGUUUCUUCUAGAGUCGCGGAAGGCAGGCUACGCGAGAUUUUUCGUGCCCGGCGAUACGAAGGGGCGAACACAGUGAGAGAAAGAGAGAGAGAGAGAGACACACAGAUACACUCGACGAGAGAGAGAGAGAGAACUAGAGAGAGAAAAGAGGAGAGGCAGGCGUACCCACGGGAUGUCAUGGCUUUAGCCGAUUAAUCGAUAUGCUCGGCCCGAUAGACUGAUGCUAGAAUAAAUCUUGGAGCAAAUAUGGUACCUUUUGGUUACAUUGCAUCACAAGACAGAGAAGUAGACAUGAACAUGGCUGCUAUGCCUAUGGGCGGAAACUUGGCUCUCAAUCCGGUGCAAGAUUUUGGUCAGCUUGCAGUACCAGACUGGCGUCAUGCUAUUGCUCUUGAUAGCAGAAAUCGAGCUGUGCAUAAAAUAUAUCAAUCACUUAUGCACAAUGCACGUAAUGGAGAAAACUCAGAUAAUCGAUCACCAAAGUGGAUUGCUGCAGCCAGAAAAAUUGAAGGCAAAGCAUUCAAAACAGCAACAUCACGGUCACAGUAUUUUACCCUUGUAAAAGAAGAAAUUCAUAAAAUAGAGAUGGGAUACGGUUUCCCAGGAAUGUCUAGUCAAUUUCUUCCAUCAAGUAGUACAACUUCAGCUGCUGCUGCUAAUAAUAUACAACUAGUUAAUAUGCAGCAAAAUUAUGGAUCGAAUGGCUUUGGUGAACCAGUUACAGCGACUCAAUCUCAUAGUCAACCAGGCAUUGCUCACUCUACAACGUCUGUUAAUUUAUUCUCUGAUGAAGCUAUUGGUGGAACUAUGAGAAUACCAGUUACAAGCUCUAUAGGCUCAGCUCGUCCACAGUUUGAAGCAUAUGGCAGACCACCAGGACCUCGACCAUUGCUUCAUGCAGAUCAAGUGCCUGGCAGUAGCAUACCAAUAGGUUUUCUAGGUGAUCCAACGCAGUUCAUGCCUAACGCGGAGCAAGUUUUGGCCCCGAAUCUUUUACAUUCGAUGAACGCUCUAAUGGCACACAGUCAAUUUAUGCCUUCGUCAGCAGUCGGCUCACAGCAGCGCUUCGGUCUCAACGACAACGGACAGGGAGUGCUGUCGGAGAACAGCAGUAUUAUCAACUCGCAGAUGCCCGGUCGGUCCAAGGAAUGGCACAAGUCCGUCACUUUCAACGACAGAAACCGUCUCGUACGUAAAAUGGCCCAAUAUCUCUCGACGACUCCGGUUCCUCAAGCUGGCAGCAUGGACAACAGAAUGAACAGUUGUCUUGCCAUUGCACAGAGCGUCGAAAGCGAAACGUACAAAGCAGCCAACUCAUUGGCACAGUAUUAUGACUUGAUGGCCAAGCGGUGUUACUUUCUUGCAAAAGAUCGAGCAAAUCCAACGCAGCAGCCAGGAAUCCAGUACUACAAUCUAUCGGACAUCCGGCGAACGUACGAAGCGCUGGGCAUCGCGUACCCGAUGAACCCAUCGCCGUUCCCAAGCAACCCACCGAAUGGCGGGCCUGCGGGCAACGGUGGCCCCGCGGGCAACAUGAGACUGCAUGGCGGCGAGGCGCCACCCCCGCCAGGUGUUAUGCCCAGCCUCAUGGGCUCGCCGGGCGCACCCCUGCCGUACUGCGCGUUCGCGCGCGGUCAGGCUGCCCAAUUACAGCAGGCCAGCCACAAUCAAUUUCUUGGUACUGAUAGUAACGAACCGUCAAAUCGCUUCUUGCAAGGCGCAGUGCCGCUGAGUCUGGACGCGGCGGAGGUUCCCGAAGUGAUCAAGCAACUGGCUCACGCCUACAAGUGUCAGGAGCGCGAGAACCAGGAGAAUGACGUGAUGCUGCUGUGUUCGUUACCUCACUGCCGUGAGACGAAAAACCUCCUGAACCAUAUUACCACCUGUCAAGUGGGCAUCAAUUGCUGCGGCUCGACCAAGGAGAUCAUUGACCACUGGAACCGCUGCACUGUCAGCGAGUGUCCUAUAUGUCUGCCUGUCCGGCAGGCUGAGAGAACGCUCAACUCUACCAUCGCCACGACGACAAGCCUGAACAACCAGAUGAACGUGAACCCUGUGUUUAUGCGCCGUCCGCAUCGAGGUAUGGGCUCGAGCUACCCGUCCACCGCGACCUCUGGUUUGCUCUCGAAUCAAUCGCAAAACGGACCCAAUGGUCUAAAUGGUCCGAACGGUGGUCGCAACGAGCGUAUUUCGCCUCGUUCCUCCAUGUGGCACUCGAACUACAACGACAGUCCUAACUGGCGCUCGGCCAACAAUGGUUCCGACAUGUCGAUGGACGGAGGUGGCGGUAUUCUGGCUAGACGGUCGCAGCAGCGCUUUUGGCUGCAGAGUAGAAAUGGCGCGAAUCGACACGAGAGGCGGGCACCUUACAACAAUCCUUGGGCUGCGCCUGAAAUUAUUUUCGUGGAGAACGCACGCGGACAGCCACCAAGAGGUCCCUCGCUAUUCGGACCUGUGGGCAGUGGUAGAAAUAUGGACAGAUUACAGCCUUACGGUACGCCGUGGCGCUCACCCGACAUACUCUUUGUCGAAAACGUUAGGCCCGCGCAUCGCCAGGUUCAAGGUGAGAUACGCUACUCAGAUGAACCAGUUAUCAUUCCACCUGAAGAAGAUGCCACUCCGAGUGAGCAUCAGCAAAUAAUGGCCAUCGUCAAGGUUGUGAAAACGCACGGCGGUCGGUUGGAGCAGAAAUUCCGUUGCGCGCGGCGGAGUUGUACCGCCGCGUGGCCGUGCCUCCAUCGACGGCUCGCCGCUUCUAUUCAGAGCCACAAGACGCCGAUCCCGGGAUGAUCAGGAUGCCUCGGUCGUACUUUUAUACUCUCAGGGCACUUCUACAAAUCGUUCCUUAUCAUAGAGCUAGUUUAUUUUCAAAGUGAGUUCUAUUUUUAUACGGAGAUCGAGUCAGUGCAAGGACUUUGUGGUACAAAACGAAGAAGGGACAUGGUAACGACAAUGGCUUCGAUGCUGCUGAUGGCGAUGAUGAAAAUAAUUUAACGAUGCAAUGACGACCGAUUAUAGUUUUACUGAAGGGAUAAAGAAAACCAAAUGUCUGUAACUUUCUUGCGGGCGAAUCUUACGAUUUUUGUUGUACAUUCUGUUUUUUUCAACCCUUUUUAAUACAAGGGUUAAUGUUCGUUUCUUUCUCAUCAAUCUUUGCAUUGAGCGCCGAGCGCCGAUUAGCAACAACAAACGUGUAUGUAUUAAAUAAAAAAUGGCGUGCUAUUGACUUAGCACUUGUUAAAUGAAAAUCAUCAAUUGGAAUUAUGAUUUCGAGGUGAUUCAAACAAAAAAAGAAAAUUGAAUUAAAAUAAUUUGUAUUACAAUAAUAUGCUCUUGUGGUAUAAUUAAAUUGUCCGUUUGGGUAUGUGUAAUAAUAAUUGACGAUGAACAGUAAUGUUUAAACGGCGAACUAGGCACGGCUAUAAAUAAUUACUUUAAAAACGUUAGUAAACUAUUGGCUUUAAAUAAUUUUGGGCGAUUUUAAAAGUAAUUUCAAGUCUUUCGUAGUUAUUAUAGUAGUAAAUAUGGUGAAACAGUUCAAAUUCAUUAACGAUUUACUACUGAUUUGAUAAGUAAUUAUUAAACGUGUUCCAAAUAAUAUGAAAUUUAUGAGCGCGCCAAAUGAUAAAUUUCUAUUUUUUUAUUCAUAGUUUGCUGUAUAAAGUCAACUUUCAUUACAUGGUCGCUUUUUUACUAUUGAUUCAGCUGUAUGGUUAAAAAAUUCGUCUACACUUAAGCGAUUGUCGUGAUGAUUUCCAUUUUCAUGUGUAAAUCGUUUCAGCUUCAGCUUUGUCAUGCACUUCCGUAAAUUACAUACACGCGAGGAUAUUGCGUUGAAGGUCAGGCAAAAGUAGAGUAAGGACCUUAGGCAAAGUGUUUACUUACUUUUAAUAAUGAAAUUUACGCUGUUAUUUAGUGAUUGAACGUAUUAUUGCUUUUGCGAUUAAUUAUUUUUUUUUUACGAAAAAUUGGUUACGUUUCAAUUACAAAAUUGUAUUUUUAUAUAGGGCUGAUUAGGAUGUAAAAAUUAUAUACACGCGAAUUAUAAAGAUUGUAUAACGUUUGGCGAUUUUGCUAAAAGUUCUAAGUUGUAAUUGACUAACAACUUAACCGAAAAAAAAAUAUUUAAUCCGAUUAACUGAUCAUUUUAUUUUUGAUCAUCAGGUUGAUGUAAAUUUAAUUAUUUUUAUUGCUCGUUUCAUGCUUUAUUUGAGAUGCGGCAAAUUUGUUACAAAGCAAUGAAUUCUUAAUUGUUAAUGAUCUUAUUCUCGCAGGACUUAUCCUAAUGAAAUCAAUGGAAUCAACUGUUAGGAUUUUAAUGGUCCAAUGGUAGAUUUUAAAUAAAACCUUGUGACGAUAGAUUGUAUGUACUGUAUGACGUAUUAUUUUAACUAUAAGAAUUUUCAUUUUAUCAUAUCAAUAAAUUUAUGUUUUACAUAUUAAUAACAUUAUACUUGUAUCGUAAUUCGUAUCACAAAAUCGUCAAUUAAGGGAAAAAGUCACCCUUGUAUGAUUGUUAUCGCUUACUAGUAAUCUUUAGAUUAGAAAUCGUAUUUUACAAAAAAUACGCAUUUAAAAAAAAUGAAACUUGUGAUAAAACAUAAGAAUGAUUUUGUAGAUAAAACAAUAUUGCCUUGAACGGGCAACAUAAAAAUAAAAAACAUAUGAGAACUCGUGUUAUACAUACAGUUUUACUGUUUUUUACGUCGCCUGAAAAUAAAAAGAGUAAUAAAUAAAUAACGAUAAAUUCUCUUUGUUGAUCAUUUCUGUCAUUCGUUGAGGCGUACAUACAUACACAUAAAACAUUUAGACAAAACACUUUACUCUUGUACAAUGACAAUUUGUAAAUUCUGACAGCGUUCCCUUAAUCGAACGAUUUUUGAUUGUAUGCUGCGUACCGAUUGAAGCUACCGAAUAAUAAGUUGUCAAACUGUCAAACGCACAUUUAUUAAGUGACGACGAUGCAAACAAAACCAACGAUAGAAAUGUUCCGAAGCGCGAAGGAAAGCGAUAAAAAAGGAGUCGAGUCAUAAGGAAGAAAUCAACAACAACAACAACAAAUUCUGGUGGUUAUGGAUGCAUGCUAUUGAGAAAGACAAAUGAAAAAUAUAUAAAUACAAAACUCGUUCAAUUGUG
Messenger RNA from Nasonia vitripennis (jewel wasp), 6679 nucleotides. RefSeq lists its product as uncharacterized. The coding region runs from base 1790 to 4333 and encodes 847 amino acids. Gene Ontology annotation, cellular component: transcription regulator complex; histone acetyltransferase complex. The record is from RefSeq and is a predicted model, not a curated record. Lineage: Eukaryota; Metazoa; Arthropoda; Insecta; Hymenoptera; Pteromalidae. Gene Ontology annotation, molecular function: histone acetyltransferase activity; transcription coactivator activity; chromatin DNA binding. Gene Ontology annotation, biological process: positive regulation of transcription by RNA polymerase II. The transcript has 13 exons.